GGGGCAUCACAGGGGCGUCUUUGGGUCAUGAGUUGUGUGAUAAGACUUGAGUGGGGCGAUAGAUGCCAAAGGGUGCUGGACUCACAGACAAACAUAGACAGAUAGAUAGAUAGACAAGAUAGAAGGCACUGUAGCGAAUGAAGUAUCACAUAUGUCUCCCUUUUUUGUGUUUUUCUGUACGUGUUUUCAUUCCCGCAUUCCGUAUUUUCUCACCUUGUUCCCUCGCCACAUGGUCUCGUUGGCUCCGCAGACUCGAGGUAAAUUGGUUGUUGGCACCUGGCAGCGUCCUCGAGGUGGCCCCAGGUUCCCCGCUCACACGGUGCUCAGGUGUGGCGAGGCGCGGGUGUGUGCGUGCGUGCGGGCGUCCUUUCACCUGUGUCUCCUAGUGCUGCUCAUUUAAACUGUCCAUCUCAAUCGUUCCUCGUGGUCGUAACGCGAAGGGAGACCUGGAGUGGUGCUUAUUGAAGCAUACGUACACAUACAUGCAUUAAACGUACACGAAACAAAAGGAAAAAAAAGACCGACUUGAUUUACCUACACACGUCCAGUAAGCACAUACAGCACUGAGGAAUUAGCAGUGUCUAGCAACCAUCAGUGAAAAACAGUGUUAAUAUUCCCCAUAAAAUCAUCCUUUUAAAAGUGAAGGAAAAUAGCGGAAACAGAAAGAAACAGUGAUAUAAAAGCAGUGACAAGACCACACACACCCACACACGCGUCACUGCAGGAGAGUGACGCGACCUGCAGCAGCAGCAGCGGCAGUGAGUGAGAAGUCAGUUACGAGAAGCGUGGAGAGAGAGUGACUGCAGUGGUCGUGACGGUGACAGCACAGCGCGGUGGCAACACACAAACACACUCACUCACACACACACACAGACUCACGCUCAAGUGCCCAGUGCGGAGCGUGAGGCAGUGGUGUGGAGACGCUGCCGGGGAGAGAGAGAGGAGAGACAGAGGUAGUGAGAGAGAGGCUGGGGAUGGUGGGAAGCCUCGCCUGACUAGCCACUCCUGCCCCUUGCCUUGACGAGGUGAGGGAGCGGCACUGCAAGAAAAUAGGUAUUGCAAGAGGUGGCGGUGGUGGGGGAGGAGGAGGAGGAGGAGGGGGAGGAGGAGGAGGAGGAGGAGGGAAGGGAAGGAGAGGAAACAAGCAAGUGAGGGACUUUAGUGGCAGUGGUCGGCUGUGUACCUAUGCCCGAGGGUGGUGCCUCACUCUGCCCAUCAUGGACUUUUGGCAGCACUUCUUCGGUCUCUCCCACGAGAACAACAACGUGCCCGUCCACCACGCCGCCCCUGCAGGGGUGGGCCGGAUGGCGGCGACGGAGGGCCAGAUACGCUUCAGCGGCCACACACUGGACAAGGCCACCAAGGCGAAGGUGACGCUGGAAAAUUAUUACUCCAACCUCAUUGCACAACACCUGGAGAGGAAACAGAGGCAAGACAAGUUGGAGGAGAGUAUGAAGGAAGAGGGGCUGUCGGAGGACCAAAAACAGGAGAAGCGACAGCAGCAUGCCCAGAAGGAGACAGAAUUCCUGCGCCUCAAGAGAUCUCGCCUUGGUGUGGAGGACUUUGAGGCUCUGAAGGUCAUUGGCCGAGGAGCAUUCGGAGAGGUACGAUUAGUGCAAAAAAAAGAUACCGGACACAUCUACGCCAUGAAGAUCUUACGAAAGGCUGACAUGUUGGAGAAGGAGCAGGUGGCACAUGUGAGAGCUGAGCGGGAUGUGCUGGUCGAGGCCGAUCACCAGUGGGUCGUCAAGAUGUACUACUCUUUUCAGGACCCAAUCAACCUCUACCUGGUGAUGGAGUUCCUGGCUGGAGGUGACAUGAUGACUUUAUUAAUGAAGAAGGACACAUUGUCAGAAGAAUGCACUCAGUUCUAUAUUGCUGAGACGGCUCUUGCCAUUGACUCUAUUCACAAACUUGGCUUCAUUCACAGAGACAUCAAGCCCGACAAUCUUCUUUUAGAUGCCAGAGGACACAUUAAGCUGUCCGACUUUGGCUUGUGUACAGGAAUGAAGAAGUCUCAUCGCACAGAAUUUUACAAAGACCUCAGUCAAGCUAAACCGUCCGAUUUCACGACCUACUCCAAUGUUCCAGCAUCCAACCCUAUGGAUUCUAAGCGUCGGGCAGAAAGUUGGAAGAAAAACCGGCGGGCUCUUGCCUACUCCACUGUGGGGACGCCAGACUACAUCGCCCCAGAGGUGUUUAUGCAGACUGGCUACGGACAGAGCUGUGACUGGUGGAGUCUGGGGGUCAUCAUGUAUGAAAUGUUGAUAGGCUAUCCCCCGUUCUGUAGCGAAAACCCUCAGGAAACUUACCGCAAGGUAAUGAACUGGCGGGAAACCUUAGUGUUUCCUCCUGAAGUUCCUAUCUCAGAGCAGGCCAAGGAUACCAUCAUGAGGCUGUGCUGUGAGGCAGACCGCAGGGCCGGCUCCCACCAAGGCAUCGAAGACCUCAAGUGUAUGAAAUUCUUCCAGCAAGUUGAUUGGGAGCACACAAGAGAACGACCUUCGGCAAUCAACGUUGAAGUGAAGUCCAUCGAUGACACGAGCAACUUUGACGAGUUUCCAGAAGUUGACAUAAAACUACCAGCGUCUUCCGUUGCAGCUGUUUCCCCACCCGUGAGGGAGGGUGAGGCGGGCUACAAGGACUGGGUGUUCAUCAACUACACAUACAAGCGGUUCGAAGGCCUCACCCAGAGAGGCGUCAUACGUCCAUAGACAAGCCCAGCAGGCCCUGGCAGGGGGCAGAACAAAGAAUGACUACCAGGAUGAAAGACUGGAGGCAGUGGUGGGUCAUGUGCAAGGUUUGUGAGAAAACUAACCUGAGCUUGUGAUAAACACGAGUCGACAAGUGAUCAAGUCUCCUGGAGAGUGAAGAAGGCACGUCGUGGGGAGCCCAGGCACCAUGCGGGGUGUCCUGCGAGGGGAUGGCCUGGAGGAAUGCAGUCAUCCAGGUACCAGAGAGAACAAGUAGUCCCUCAGGUGUUAAGACUGUUAUAUUAUUUUUGUUAAUAUAUUGAGCAAUUUUGGCAUUAGUACAUAGGUAUUCCUAUUGUCUUGAUCACGGCAACAUCACACGCGCCAGGCAGGCCAACAGUGGCGGCCCGUAGGAGUUCCCGCCCCUCACGCACCCGUUGAGGCGAGUGCUGGGAGGCUCAUCACCCUCUGCAGAGGGAAAGGUUUCUUACCUCAUCAUUGUGAAAUCAUUUUUCCUUCAGUACCAUAAAGGGAUAAGCCCAGCAAAAGGCUUAAUUUUUUUUAUUUCCUAAUGUGAUUAGAAACCAAUGUUUCAGUAAUAUUCUUUUCUGCAUAAUUUGCAUUAUAGUUUUAUUGUGAUUUUAGCUAAGCCUUACAGCUGAUGACAGACUGUGAUAGAAUCCCUGCAAAAAGUGAAUGAAUAUCUUGAGUCAGGAUUUUUUUUCCUGUCUUGAAAUAUGUUUUCCUUUGAUGUUUUAAGGUACUUUACUUGCAGUUUUUGCCCUUUUUUCUGUGCCUUUCUGCAAAAGAGAUCAUAAUUUUAGUUGCUGUAGGAUAGGGUGCCCAGUAAUAUGCAGAAAUAUGGAAGUAAUGGAACAUAAAAAGAAUCAUGUCAUAUAAAGAUAGUUUUGUACAUUGUAAAACAUGUAUAUGGUAGUGUUUGUUAACCCCUCUCAUUUGUAUCUUUACAUUUCAUCUCAUCUCUAGUAUUUAUUUGCUUCAUGUUGCAUCACAUCAAGAUUAGAAUGAGAGCAGAGGUACAUGUGUGAUACAUGUGGAAUAAUAAUUGUUUUAUCAUUUUCAUAAUUCUUGGUAAAUUAAGUUUGUUAUAGUAUCCCUUAGAAGUGAAGGUUGUGAAUGUACUUUUUUGUUGUUGUUCCAGUUGAAAAACACACUGAAAUUUCAGUGUGAAUAAUUUUCAACAAAAAAAAAAAGCAUAUUAGUGAAGAUUCCCUAAGCAGUAGCCUGUUGUAUGGUGUGGAGUGCAUGUGUAUGCAUACAUCCAUGCAGAGUGAUCAAUAUUAUGCUUCAGGCACCAAGAGCAUUGCACCCAUGGCCAGAAAGCUUGUUUCCUCUUAAUACAUCCAGAAUUCCAUGGAAUUUCCAAGUCUACUAAUUUGCCUGUUACUUUUAUAAAUUUGAGGAUGCCUGAUACAUUCCAGCAGCAACGUUUUGAAUCACGGGCUUGCCUGACGCCCAUCAGAUAGAUGUGUAAGUAAAUAAUGUACAAAUGCGUGCACUGUAUUUUCACAUUGCUUGUGUUCCAAUAGGAUGUUGGGUAAGUUCUGCUGCUUUCACAAUUAGGCAUUUUUGUUUGUGAUGUAACAAGAACUCUCUGAAUGUAUAAGGAAAAGAAACUGUUUGUCUGCAUUUUAUUUGGUGAGGACAGCUGAAAGUGAAGACAGUGUUAUGUGGGAUGUGUCGCACCAGUCGCUCCCACACAGCAGAAGGUGUGUGUUAUUCUGCAUGUCAGAAGCACAUCACAGGUAUCACCUCUGACAUGAUGGAUGUUUUUGUUUGAACUCGAAAUUACUACUGUUCCUGCUGCUGGUUGAUUUUAGCAUUGUUUUAUGUAUUUUAGUACACAAAAGUAAAAAUAGACUAUGAUUAUUUUAAAUUAUUUUUAGAUGUACAAAAACUGAUGAGAAAAAAAGUAAUUAGUUUUUCCUAAAAUUCAUCUCCAGGUAGAGACUUGGUGUAGUGUUUUGAGCUUGCAUGUGUAGUGUUGUGGCUGUCAGGACCCAAGCGUGAGAGCAGCACCACAGCUCCCCAGAUGCCAUUUCCUUCAAGGCAGUAGAUCUCCUUUGACUUGAAGUAACAUGAGCACAUUUUAGUAAUUUUACUCAUUUUAAUGUACAUAUCUUUCCAACAUCUCUAGAUUGUGUUGAAUCUAUUAAUGCAUUAGCAGUGGAAUCUAGGCAGUGUACUGAAUCAGCAUUAUUGAGAAUAUUCUUCAUUUAUCAGUGGAUGUAACUGUUGAAAAAAUAUCUGUGGUUUAUUCAAUUCUUUUAAGACUAAAACUUGCAGCAUUCACUCCUUGUACUGAGCAGUGAAGGUGUCUCCUGUGUAGACAUGAGUUGAUUAUAUUAUCAUCACAAUUUAAGACCCAUUUCAUGUAAUUAGAUAAAUCAUGUAGCAUUGAUUGUGUUAUAUUAAUAACUUUAGGUAAUACUAAUUGCUAGAAACUAAAAAAAAAAAAAUGUAAUUUUGAGUUGAAAAUGUGAUUGUGCUGUGUGAUAAGUUUACAUGGAGAUGUGUGGUAUGUAAUUAUGUAGUAAGUAAUUGUUGCACAUGCUUGUGUGUGUGUGUGUGUGUGUGUGUGUGUGUGUGUGUGUGUGUGUGUGUGUGUGUGUGUGUGUGUGUGUGUGUGUGUGUGUGUGUGUGCGCGUGUGCGUGCAUGUGUGUGUGUGCGUGUGUGUGUGUGUGUGUGCAUGCGUGCGUGUGCGCGCGUGCGCACACAGGAAUGCUUGCAUGCCUGCACAUCACUGUAAAUGUGCAAGCAGUAUGUAAGGUAUAUAAGAAAAAGAUUUUUCAGACAUUGUGUGUGGAAAGGCUCAGACUUAGGGAUGUGGAAAUAACAGAAUCAUUUGGAAUACACAACUAAAGGAUGUUUUGAUCCUAAUUCUGUUUGACUUUGAAGCCUCCAUCCCAGUUUGCUGUGUUGUGUGCAGCACAGGCCCAAGAUGUAGUGUUUCCUCAGCAUCUAGUUAGAACCUUCAAGUUUUACUAUCAGUUCUUAGUGGCCCUAAAUGGUAUAUACAUUCCUCAUGGUGUAAGUAAUGACAUGUAUCUGGCAUUGUACAGUAUUUUUUUUCCUAAGUAAAUCUCCUCAGAGUGAAACAAGUACCGUCCGUGGGACAUGAUGUGGCAUGAAAGAGUUAAAAUUUAGCCUAGGUCAACCCAGUAUCAGUGUGCUGAAAAUACUUAAUUUCUUCAGCAGUAGCUGGCUAUCAGGUAUCACAGUGCUAUAAAUUGUGUAUCAGAGUUUUGCAAGUUUAGUUUCUGAAGUUUUAUGAUCAAACUACUUGGCCUUAGAACUAUUUUCCUAGAAGGAAAUAUGAAGAAUAGCCAAAUUGUGCAACAUUUAUUUGGCAAUACCAGUAUUUUUGUGACAUGCAUAGUACUUGUAGGACAACGCUUGCCUAAGGACCCCUUUUGUUUGCAAUUCACAAUCCGCAUUGCAGACUGUACAAAACUAUCCAUCAUCUCCUAGGGGAAGCAUCCAGGGGUUGUAGCAAUUGACGCCAUAAUUACCUUGAACCAACAUAACAACUUGCCCAUAAUCACCAUCAGAGCCUUAUUUUCAUUAGUGCUUAACUAUCAAAGUGAGGCUAAACUGGGGUUUUUAGGAGAUCUCGUGUACAUACAUAGACAGUCGUAGCUCCUGUAACUAGUCACCAAUAAAGAUUAAAAUAGUA
Molecule: messenger RNA, 6391 nt
Organism: Scylla paramamosain (green mud crab)
Lineage: Eukaryota; Metazoa; Arthropoda; Malacostraca; Decapoda; Portunidae
Gene: trc
Product: serine/threonine-protein kinase tricornered-like
Exons: 12
Coding region: 1218-2714 (498 amino acids)
Biological process (GO): intracellular signal transduction; peptidyl-serine phosphorylation
Molecular function (GO): protein serine/threonine kinase activity; ATP binding
Source: RefSeq, a predicted model, not a curated record